AGGGUGUGGAAACAGGUAAUAGCCGGUUUCCGGUGCGGUAAACAAGAAAAGACUUGUUGUGUUUUUUGGUCUGGUCGAUGUUAAUAAAUAGUAAAGCCAAAAAGGAAAAGACUUUGUGUCUCUGUUUUUGUAUUUGUGUGAGUCUUCAAUGACAGGGGAAGAAGAAAUGAGUAGUGUAACACUUGAUCUUCUUAAGAAGAAAAUGGAUGAUUUUGCUAAAGAAAGAGAUUGGGACAAAUUUCAUAGCCCAAGAAACCUUCUUUUGGCUCUGGUUGGAGAAAUUGGAGAAUUGUCCGAAAUAUUUCAAUGGAAAGGAGAAGUUCCAAAGGGUUUGCCAGAUUGGAAAGAAAAUGAGAAAUUACAUGUUGGUGAAGAACUUUCUGAUGUUUUGUUAUACCUUGUUAGGCUUUCUGAUAUUUGUGGAAUUGAUCUUGGUCAAGCUGCUCUUCGUAAAGUCCAACUCAAUGCCAUCAAGUACCCUGUUAACAAACUCAAUCAACAAGAACAAGUUGAUAAUUAAAUAGUCCAGCUCCGUACAAACAGGAGAUCUAGUUGGAUGUCUUCAUUGAUAAUAAUAGUUCUUUUGGUUUCUCAGUCAUUGAUAGAUUUUAAUUUUACUUCAUGUGAUAUUUGAUUUCAGUUACUUGAAAUGUGCACUUUUAAUCUA
Molecule: messenger RNA, 667 nt
Organism: Solanum dulcamara
Lineage: Eukaryota; Viridiplantae; Streptophyta; Magnoliopsida; Solanales; Solanaceae
Exons: 2
Coding region: 149-520 (123 amino acids)
Biological process (GO): nucleoside triphosphate catabolic process
Molecular function (GO): nucleoside triphosphate diphosphatase activity
Source: RefSeq, a predicted model, not a curated record